Molecule: messenger RNA, 1749 nt
Organism: Thlaspi arvense
Lineage: Eukaryota; Viridiplantae; Streptophyta; Magnoliopsida; Brassicales; Brassicaceae
Source: the annotation of a GenBank genome assembly
AUGGGUUUCAUGGAUACAAGAAAGAUUCCAGUGUUCUGUUAUUGGAAUGGCUGCAUAAAAGAUGGCCCUGAUGGUCCAUUCUACGAAGGGUCAAGUCCGAGAGUGAUGAGAGUUGAGAGCAAAACCAAUCUACCGAAACUGUUGGAUGAUCUGCAUCGAGUCACUAGGUUUGAAAAAGGAAAGUUUCAGUUUGAGAUGAUUGGUAGGUACCCUUGCAUUGUUCAGCAACCAAUGGUGAAGUAUGUUCGUUUGCCCGUUGUGGAUGAUUCUAGUCUUGAGACCAUGCUCGAGGUUCCAAGUUAUCAUCCUUCCAUCACCAAUGUGGAGAUGUAUCUAGAGGUCAAACCGUUGGUUUCUGAUGGAGUUGCUGGUCCACUUGGUAGCUCCUUGGCAAAUCAGGCGAUGCGAAAGCGUUCUCGGCAAGAGGAUGCAGAUGUGAAUGUGAGUGUGAGAGGUAACACGUCAAGAAGAACUCUGCAGAAAGAUAACAAUAACGGGUGGAUGGAAGACGAGGAGAGCACAUAUGACAGAAACUGUGGUAACGGUGGUAAUAAUGAGGCUGUUCAAAAGAGUGUGAAUAUGAAAAAUCCCAGCGACAGUGUUUCAAAGCAAUUGAUUUUCUCUAGUUCAUGGCUUGAUGAACAUGAGUUGCGUGUUGGGAUGCUUUUCAAAGAUAAAGACGAGCUCGAGAAAGCUGUGAAGCUGUACUCUUGUAGAAGGCAACGAGAGUAUUAUGAAGGGAUAUCUUUAUCUUAUUUUUUCAGGGUACACUGCUUAAGGAAACCAUGCGGAUGGACUCUCAGGGCAGAUAAAACAGAGGGAAUGCGCUACAAGAUAACAGAAUACAGAGGUCCACAUACAUGUGAGCCAGGAGACGUGGGCGCAGAUUUUCUGGCAGGUGAAAUUGAAUGCCUAAUCAGGGAACGGCCCUCGCUUCCAACUGCAGAGUUGACUAAGUGGGUGAAAGAAGAGUUUGGCUACACAGUCUCGCGUUCUACCUUGUGGGAUGCUAAAAAGAAAGCAACCAUUGCAAUCUCGGGAGAUUUGGACAAGAGUUUCAGCGUAUUGCCCAAGUUCAUGGCUGCCCUUUGCUCAUCUAAUAAGAUCCAGAUGAAUCCGGAGGCUCGAAAAUGGUUAGACAAAAUGGCUCCGCAUCAGUGGGCUCUUGCUCACGAUGAUGGCGGGAUGAGAUUCGGAGUCAUGGAGACGAACUUAAUCCUCACGACUUACGGUUUCAUAAACUAUGUCCCUGAUCUUCCAAUCACAACUUGCGUCUUGCUAAUCUUUGAUCACCUGGCAGAGCAUUUCAUAUCUCAGCGUCGUCUUCUCAGCGAAUCACUGAACAGUGGAGACAAGUAUGCGAAACAUGUCAUGAAAAGGCUUGAAGAGUACAAGGAAGCCAUUAGAACACACGAUGUGUUGCCAUUAGACAGUACCGGAGAGAGGUUUCAGGUCACGGAAGUGAUGAAGCCUGGAAAUAAAAGACUUGUUGUUCAUCGCAGCGAUCGGGUUUGCACAUGUGGGAUAUGGCAGCUUUACAAGUAUCCGUGUUCUCACAUGUUAGCAGUCUGUAAGAGGCUGAACAUUGACCAUUUGCAGUAUGUGAACGAUUUCUACAAUACAGAACGUUCUCUUGAAGCUUACGCAGCUGAGUUUAACCCUGUUCCGAGAGUUUCUGACUGGCCUGAAGCUUCUGAAACUCCGAGGCUCUUUCCUCCUAGAAGAUUAGACGGAACUAAACUGCGAUGA